UUUUUUUUAUUAAAAUAUAUGGUUCUGAUUUUUUUUUUUAUUCUUCUUUUAUAAAAUAUAAUUCUAAAUCUAAAAUAACGCAAUGAAGUUCAUCAUCAAAGGUGGCAUUUGGAAAAAUACAGAAGACGAAAUCCUAAAAGCUGCUGUCAUUCGCAAAACACCAAAGCAAUGCAAAGCCAGAUGGUACGAAUGGCUCGAUCCCAGCAUCAAAAAAAGGAAGACGAAAAAAUUAUUACAUCUUGCAAAAUUAAUGCCUACACAAUGGCGUACUAUUGCUCCUAUUGUUGGUCGUACACCUGCUCAAUGUCUUGAACGCUAUCAACGUCUUUUAGAUGAAGCUGAGGCUCGUGAAGGAGCUGAUUUAAGUUUGACAGGAGCUGAAGGUUUGGGUCCAAGUGCAGAUGAUGUUCGUAAAUUACGACCUGGUGAGGUCGAUCCAGAGCCAGAAUCAAAGCCUGCACGACCUGAUCCUGUCGACAUGGACGAAGACGAAAAGGAAAUGUUAUCAGAAGCACGUGCACGUCUUGCAAAUACACAAGGUAAAAAAGCCAAACGAAAAGCCAGAGAGCGACAGUUAGAAGAAGCACGACGAUUGACUGCCUUACAGAAGCGAAGAGAAUUAAAAGCGGCUGGUAUUCAUAUGCGUAUGAAGACAAAGAAGAAUGUUAUGGAUUAUAAUACAGAUAUUCCAUUUGAAAAGAAACCUGCUUUAGGCUUCUAUGACACAACCGAGGAAGCUAAUAAGAAGACAGAUCCAGGAAAGCUGACAAAUGUAUAUCUUUCUAAACUUAAUCGACGUCGUGCAGAUAUUGAAGAUGAAAAGAAUCGCGAAAAGAAACGUAAGGCUAAGGAAAACCCUAAUGCCGGACCCCAAGGAAACCAAGGUCAAUUUGUAGCAGCUAAAAAUGCUAAACUUAUCAUGAAACAACAAGAACAGGAACAAAUCUCAAAGCGACGCAAAUUAGUCUUACCUGCUCCUCAAGUUGGAGAACAAGAAUUAGAAGAGAUUGUAAAAUCUGGAUUUGAAGGUGAAACAGCAAAAAGUUUAGUAGUAGAGAAUGAAGUUACAGAGGGGCUUGUAGGUGACUAUGCCUUUCAAACACCCAAUUUACGUGCCAUGAGAACGCCUCGUGCACCCCCUACCAAUGAUAAUCUAUUGAUUGAAGCACGUAAUUUGAAGGCCCUUAGCAGUGCUCAGACUCCUUUAUUGGGUGGUGAAAACACAGCACUUUUAGAUGUAGGAACUGGAUUUGAGGGAGCGACACCUAAACAUAGUGUGAUUCAAACACCAAAUCCUAUGGCCACACCUUUACGUGCCGCACCUUUUGGUGCAGAGACACCACAAAAGAAAGUACAACAUAAACGUACACUUUUGCAAGGUUUAGCUAGUUUACCCAAACCACGUAAUGAAUGGGAGAUUAAAUUACCUGAACAACAGACAGAAGAGUCGUCUAAAGCUGAGGAGUCGACGACAGUUGUUGAAGAUAUGAGUGAUAUUGAACGCGCAGAGAUUCAAAAGGCAGAAGAAGAAGCACAAGAAUUAGCAGCACGUCGAUCACGACCUGUUCAACUCAAUCUUCCUCGUCCUAUUACUAUUCCUAAACUUCCAAAUGCAACAGAUGAAAUUGAACAAAUGAUUCAAGAAGAAAUGAUUCGACUUUUAAAACAUGAUGCAGUCAAGUAUCCUGUUACUGGUAGUAAGAUAGCUCCUGGGGCAAGUCAAUUAAGUGAUGAUAUAGCCAAUUUGGAAUCAGAGUUUGAUUCUGCUACACUAGAAGAUGCUCGUAAGGAGCUUGAUGAGGAAAUCAAGAUGAUGUUGGGUGUUGAUGAUGAUGAUGAUGUGAAAGAGGCUGUUUGGAAACGGGUUGCUAAUGACGAAGCAUUUGAAAAGAAAUGGGAAAAAGAGCAUGAUGAGCUUCUGUUUUCAGUCAAAUUUAAUCGUUUCAUGACAUUAGAUGAAAUGGAUGAUGAACAAGAUAUGAUACAAGGGCUUGGCAAGAUUGUAGAGGCAAACCGACAAACAAUGAUUCGAGAUGCAACAAGAGCUGGCAAGUUAGAAACGAAAUUAGAUGUGAGAUUAGGUGGUUACAUGCAGCGUUCUAAAUUAUUAUCAGAACAAAUCCUUGAAGCCUAUGAAGCCUAUGAAGCAGCACAAAUUGAAUAUCAAAGUUUUAUUAAUUUGCAAAUGGCAGAACGUGUAGCCCUUCCUCGACGUCUUGAAGCACUUCAAGAAGAAGUCUAUAAAUUAAGUUCACGAGAAAGAGAGUUACAACAACGCUAUAAAGAUUUGAGUGAUGAAAAGAUGGCUUUACUUUCUGCUUAGAAAAAACUUGUAUUUGUGUGUGAUAUAUAUAUAUAUAUUGUAUGUGUUUGUUUUUUUAUAAAUAAAAUC
This is a messenger RNA of Cokeromyces recurvatus, 2392 nucleotides long. Its product is annotated as pre-mRNA splicing factor component-domain-containing protein. NCBI's taxonomy places the organism in Eukaryota, Fungi, Mucoromycota, Mucoromycetes, Mucorales, Mucoraceae. Gene Ontology annotation, cellular component: Prp19 complex; spliceosomal complex. The record is from RefSeq and is a predicted model, not a curated record. The transcript is spliced from 5 exons. Gene Ontology annotation, biological process: mRNA splicing, via spliceosome. The coding region runs from base 83 to 2323 and encodes 746 amino acids.